AUGAGUGAGCCUGUGGCAGUGAGUCCCGCCAGUCGCUUUCGCGAAUUGUCUAAAAACAUAAACAGUUUGACCAACUUACUUGGCGUGGAUGUGCUGGCCCCCAAGUUGGAGUUCAACUAUCGCACUUGGACCACAAUCUUUGCUAUUGUAAACUAUACUGGAUUCACGGUAUUUUCUAUACUCAACAAUGGGGGCGACUGGGGGGUGGGCCUCAAGGCCAGCUUAAUGGGCGGUGGUCUAUUCCAUGGACUCGGAAAAUUCCUAACCUGCCUACUUAAGCACCAGGAUAUGAGGCGUCUCAUCUUGUACUCACGAAGCAUUUACGAAAAAUACGAGAGUAGGGGAAUAUCCUACCACAGAACCCUGAAUUCGAACAUAGAUCGGUUGCUCGGCAUCAUGAGGAUCAUUCGCAACGGAUAUGUAUUCGCUUUUUGUUUGAUGGGUAUCCUGCCGCUAGCUAUGUUAAUGUACGAUGGAACCCGCGUAACUGCGAUGCAGUAUCUUAUUCCGGGACUCCCACUUGAGAACAACUUUUGCUACACAGUCACGUAUUUGAUUCAAUUGGUAACAAUGGUCGUACAAGGCGUUGGGUUCUACGCCGGCGAUUUGUUUGUCUUUCUUGGUUUGACACAGAUCCUGACGUUCGCCGAUUUACUUCAGCUAAAGAUAAACGAGCUGAAUGACGCCCUGGAACUGAAGGCGGAAAACAGAGCUCUGGUAACAGUCGGAGCUCAAAUAAAAGGAGAGGAACUGCGUCAAUAUCUUCUCAUUGAAGUGAUCAAAUGGCAUCAACUUUUCACGGACUACUGUCGGACAGUGAACGGCCUUUAUUACGAGUUAAUUGCCACUCAGGUUCUUUCCAUGGCUUUGGCCAUGAUGCUCAGCUUUUGCAUUAAUUUGUCCAGCUUUCACAUGCCGUCGGCCAUUUUCUUUGUGGUUUCCGCCUACAGCAUGUCCAUCUAUUGCAUUUUGGGCACCAUACUUGAGUUUGGAUAUGACCAGGUAUAUGAGAGCAUAUGCAAUGUGACGUGGUAUGAGUUGUGUGGCGACCAGCGAAAGCUGUUUCGUCUUAUGUUGCGAGAAUCCCAGUUUCCGCACACCAUUCGGAUCCUCGGAGUUAUGUCGUUAUCCGUAAGAACGGCUUUACAGAUUGUUAAACUUAUUUAUAGUGUGUCCAUGAUGAUGAUGAACCGUACUUAA
Molecule: messenger RNA, 1200 nt
Organism: Drosophila takahashii
Lineage: Eukaryota; Metazoa; Arthropoda; Insecta; Diptera; Drosophilidae
Product: Odorant receptor 83c
Biological process (GO): sensory perception of smell; detection of chemical stimulus involved in sensory perception of smell
Cellular component (GO): plasma membrane
Molecular function (GO): olfactory receptor activity; odorant binding
Source: RefSeq, a predicted model, not a curated record